Messenger RNA from Symbiodinium natans, 753 nucleotides. Lineage: Eukaryota; Dinophyceae; Suessiales; Symbiodiniaceae. The record is from the annotation of a GenBank genome assembly.
AUGCAGCCAGACAAAAAAAGUGGCACAACACACACUGGGAGAGGCUAUGGCUGGCUGGCUUCUUGCCUGUGCGCCUCUUUGCACUGCCCAGAUCAUGGAGGCGGACAGGCAGAUGAUGAAACCUUGCUGGUUGUGCCCAAAGAGACUCUCGCAGAAUUGCUGCAGCUGUCGAAAGGCUGCCAGUUACCUGAGGCAGACAUCUCCUCAUCUCUCGCGCUGCUCGUAGGAUCAUGCACUUGGGGAAGUCCUGCAAUCAGUGAGGGCUCCAUCCUCAAUGGAUUUCCUUCAGGCGACUUAGGGCAAGAUGCACGUGUUCUUCGGCUGCUCAUCCAUGCAAUUGAGAAAGGUGCCAGGUUUGAGUAUGGUCGGCCGUUGAAGCCUUCAGCAUCCGGAAGAGCUGCAGCAAACGUGGAUUUCCCGGGACGGAUUGUGCCAGGUGCGCAGUACUUCAUCGCAUCCUUCCCGGGGAAGUUUCAUCAGGAGUGGAAAAAUCUUACCCAGGCCAUUGAAAUUCCACCGCUUGCGUUUUCUUCCCGGAUGAGUCCCACCUCAAUGGCAUGCAUUGCACUGACCACCGUGAUGGUUUUGAGCGUUGCUUUUGUGAUGCCCUCUAUGGGCAAAAGCAACCAUGGGGCUGUGCUUGGUUCGAGCUUUGGAAGCAGGCCAGAUUCCCGUUGUGGUCUACUUCAACGGGCACCACUCGACGUCCGACAAAAGCACCUACAGAGAGCGCUUCCACCUUGGCCAUUCUGA